Molecule: messenger RNA, 913 nt
Organism: Glycine soja
Lineage: Eukaryota; Viridiplantae; Streptophyta; Magnoliopsida; Fabales; Fabaceae
Exons: 1
Coding region: 292-753 (153 amino acids)
Source: RefSeq, a predicted model, not a curated record
GGUUCUAACUCUAACUUACGGCACUUGGUACUUGACCCCUACGCUGUCUCAAAGGUGGGUUUUUUUUGUCGUUAUGUUCCAAAUUGGAGCAAAAGGGUGGUGCCGGUAAACCACAUGAAUAUCCAUAUUAUCAUGACUCUCAUCACACCACCACAACACAACUUUAUUACAGAAUUGUCCACACUCUAGACUCUAGAUUUCUAUACCGGCUGCUGCUGGCACCUAAUCUGAUCCCUCCUCUAUAAAUACCGUCUUUUCCUUUUCCCUUUUCCAUUAUCCACCAAGACCAAGAUGAAGAGGCAGAGAGGUGUGCAUGUGAAUGCUGUUAGGCCCAUCAUGAAUAAUAAUCCUCCCAAUGUUGAAGAUGUAGCUGCAGCUGCAAUGGGGAAGAAGAAAGUGAAGAAAGAGGAUGAGCAGAAGGUGGGGAAUAUUAUGGUGGAGGAAGAGGAGAUAAAGGAAAGUAGUACUAGUAGAAACAGCAUGGUGGGUGGGUAUUUGCAGCAACAUCAACAAGGUGGCAUGCUGAUGGGUUGGAAUUGGGAGGAGAAUAUGAAUAUGCCAUUGGUGGGAGGUGUGGUGGAUGAGCAAAUGUCAUGGGGCUCCACUUGGUUCCCUGGUUGGGACAUGGACUUGUUGGGGGGAGAUGCUUUCACUGCCUUGUACAAUGAUGUUCUUUGGGAUGAUGAUAUCUGGAAUCUCAACAACCAAAUUCCAAUUCCCUUAGAUACAACAAAGAGGUUUCACUUGGAGUAGAGUUAGUUCUUAAGCCUGAAAUGUCUUUAUGUUUCCUUUAGCUAGGAAUGGAAUUCCAGUGUUUUCUCUUCAAUUUAUAUAGUAUGUUGAAUGUUGAAUUCACUAUCUGUUUUUUUUUUUUUUUAAUGCUAAUUCGGCUCAUCAGAUUCCAGACCAUCUA